Molecule: messenger RNA, 1266 nt
Organism: Aspergillus ruber CBS 135680
Lineage: Eukaryota; Fungi; Ascomycota; Eurotiomycetes; Eurotiales; Aspergillaceae
Product: NAD(P)-binding protein
Exons: 4
Coding region: 265-1155 (296 amino acids)
Cellular component (GO): cytoplasm
Molecular function (GO): oxidoreductase activity, acting on the CH-OH group of donors, NAD or NADP as acceptor
Source: RefSeq, a predicted model, not a curated record
CAGCUGUGUACGCGCAUGUACGUUCGUUAGGCAAUAUACAUCUUUUGUCAAGUUAGUCCUCUCCAUAUAGACCUCAUUAGUCCGGAAUAAUCGACUCCCGAUUUCCCUUUUGAGCUACGAUCCGAGAGACCCCGCUUCAAGGUCCACGUUGAUCCACUUGAUGUCCUUGCGGGUUUCUUCCCCCGGAUUCAACGGUGCUCCUUAAUGCCCCCUAUUAUUGUACUCGAGAACUUAAUCUGUACCCACCUCUAAUCAAACGUCAACAUGGCCCAAGGCCCAGUCGCUGACUUUGACGUGAGCGGGAAGAUAGUUGCCAUCACUGGCGGAGGUUCUGGAAUUAGCCUCGAACUUGCCAAGUUGGUACUCGCGAAAGGCGCCAAAGUCCUCAUAGCCGACUUGCGGCUCACUCCAGAAGCCGAGUCCCUCGUCGACGGGAAGACCGUGAUUUACCUCAAGACGGAUGUCGCCAAGUGGCCGGAGCUAGAGAAUAUCGUUACCGUUUCUAAGGAUCUGCUCGGUGAUGUUCCUGACGUUUACGUCGCCGGCGCUGCGGUGUUUGAGCCGACCUGGUCGAAUUUCUGGGACGACACAGAGACGGAGUCUUACGGCUCUGUUCAAAUCAACGUCAAUCACCCUCUAAAACUCACGCGGAUCGCAUUACGGGCUCUAAUUUCGCGGAACAAGAAGGGCAUCGUUCUGAUUAUGUGCUCGAUGGCAGGAUACCAGGGGAACUUUGGAGCGACAAUGUACUGCACAACCAAGCAUGCUUUGGUUGGGUUCACACGCUCGGUCGGCCAACUGGAUAGCCACGAAGGCGUCAAGGUGGUUACCAUCUGCCCGGGAAUUGUUGACACACCGCUCUGGAACACUAAGCCAACCCUCAAGAAACAAUUCGGAUACCAUCCCAAACUUGCGAUUUCAGCGCGGGCAGCAGCAGACGCAGGGCUGGAGUUAAUCGAGAGUGGGAACUACAAGGGCGGAACAGUCUACGAGAUCUCGGCGCUUGGAGGGCGGAAAAUCCCAACUUAUUUUAUCACCCCCCCGGGCUAUAACCCGAAGAAUCCGAAGCAGGGGUAUAUGCCCAAGAGAGAUGACACUGGGGCAAAUGAUCCGAUCUGGAAUGUUUUGGCGGCGGAGAGGAACUCAAAGUUAUAGUGUCCUUUCCCUCUGCAAAGAUGUUACUAUUGUCAAUAGCAAAAUUUUGAGCGAGUCGAUUACAUUGUUGUAUGAAUAUUACAACAAACUACCAAUUCAGUUCUACACCGC